AUGGUAAUCCGACUCUUUCCCCACUUUGAUUCUAUCCAGUUCAUGUUACAGUUUGGAUAUCAUCGGAUUUAUUUGAAAAUUAUCAUCGGUCUCCUUGCAGUAGCUUCACUUUAUCUUAACUUUUAUACAAAAUACUUUAUCGAUAAGAACACCACAAAAAGCAGGUUAGUUUUGGCGUUUGAGGUCUGCAAAUUGAAAAAAGAGCAUACCUCUGGAGAACGAGCUCAUCCGUACUUCAAAUGAACUUAUUGGUUCGGAAAUGUUUAUGCGGUAGAGCACGGUUUCCAAUGUUUCGCAUUAAACAUCAGCGAAUGGGUCACGUAAAUUUAAUGUUUUUUUUAUUUAGAAGUCCAGUAGGCUUCCAAUGCCACGUGGAAGACUGGAAUAAAGUGCAUAAUAACCGAGUGCCGUUUGAGAAUUUACACUUAGAAUGGGUGAAAGAGAAUGUUUCCCGCAGAGACAACAUCAUGGGAUCCGAAAUUCGGUUGCUGACAGCAUUUGUCUACGAAAGCUACAUUUCGAUUACCACUACCUCGCAGCGGUCUUUUGGGUUAGACUCCUCGAAAAAGAAACUGAACUUGGAACAAUCAGAAAAAGUUUUAAUUCAGACAACCGAUAUUUUGCCGGUAUUAUGAUUGCAAGCGAGAGGAGAUUCCCUCUUCCGCCUAUUCCUCAUUCUUUUUCCCAAUGAAUGUGGUGCAAUGUCCGAGAAGAGUUGGCGUCAUGUACGUGUCAAUCAGCAAUUCCCUAUCAGAAACGCCACAAGAUCCCAUUCCGCUCAUUUUCCGAGUGUACCCUAGUAAGUGUUCAUUCAAUGCUUCAAUCAUAAAGCUCUCAAACUCUAGCACCAGUACAUGAGAUAUCAGUGUGUGUUGGUCCAAUGUACGGGGACGAAAAUAAGUGGUUAGAGGUGGCAGAAUUUGUGGAGCACUACAAGCUACUCGGAGUUCGGCAUUUUUACUUUACCAUCUUCAAUAUGAAAGAGUACAGUCGUAAGAUCAUGGACGAGUAUUUGAGAACCGGAGAGAUCGAACUGACAGUCAUUCAGUCGGAAUAUGCUAAUGUGGAUUGGCAGUUUCAUCUUCUGCAAAUUAAUGUGAGUUUUUUAAUGUUUCAAGCUUCAGAAUUCAGUUAGAACUGUGAUUUUCAGGAGUGCCAUCAGAGAAGUAAGUAUCACUCGAAAUGGGUCAUCAACGUGGAUGUCGAUGAGAGAUUGAUUAUGUUGAAUGGAACCAUCCAGGAUGUUAUCAGAGGGUACAAUGAAUCUGUAAGUGAAGCAGGAUUCGCAGUUCAAAGAAUUCAAAAGACUGGUAAUCUUCCAGAAAAGUAUAUAAACGAUGAGCAGGUAAGUUCCUACCUAGUUCUCUUCAACUAUCCGAGUUUAGAUUACAAGCGAGAUGGAAUUUCUCAAGUACAACUUGUCUGCCAAAGUUUCAUGGGCGGCCUAUAAAAGCAUGUAUCGACCUGAAAAAACAGCUGCGAUGUAUUUCCACUGGGCCUAUAAACGGUAUCCCAAUAAUGUUGUGGCGUACGUGAAAGACACAACGAGUUAUAUAAGGUAGUACUCACUGGAUAUCGGCAGCAGCAGUAUCUCGAACAUUUUCAGACACUACCGUACCAUCGAGAACAAAGGUCUUGGAAUCGGUUGGGUAGACGAUUACGGAAACUUCACUGUGGUGCCGGCAGAGGCAGAGUUUGCUGGUAAACUGAAACAAAAUGUGUUGCAGAAGAUAAAAUAUGUGUACGAUCAACGUGUUCUGAAUUGCGAAGAGAUUCCCGAGGAAGCGUACAAUGAGUACAAAAAGUUCGGGCAUGAACUUUUCCACUGCAAAUUCCGGAAUGAAACAAAUACGUAA
Messenger RNA from Caenorhabditis sp. 36 PRJEB53466, 1856 nucleotides. The record is from the annotation of a GenBank genome assembly. NCBI's taxonomy places the organism in Eukaryota, Metazoa, Nematoda, Chromadorea, Rhabditida, Rhabditidae.